CCGAGAGAAAGGGGGGGAGACAAUGUUGACAACAUUCUUAUAUCAAGUAGCUCACCUGUAAAUCGGCUCACAAUGAAUAAAUCAUUUGUGUAAAAGUGUUUGUUAACCGUUGGUUGUGGACACGAUUGUUUGUCCAUCUGUCUGGUGACCAGUGUUUCAUUUCAACUCAACAAAAUAAAACCCAUAACUCGUCAAAUUCACCGGAACAAAUUGGAGAUUUAACCGAGUCUACAAAGAAAAAGUCAAGUCUAAAUAGCCGAGAAAGAGGUUUAAGGCCCAUGACAGAGGGGGAAGAUAUCACCAUAGGUGGAGGCGGACUUGAACCUUGGCUAAAAGAGGAGAGGAGAGAAGAAAGGAUAAAUGAAAUGGGCAAAUUAAAGGAGUAGAGGAAAUACUAGGACAACAAUAUACCUGUUCAACACAAAGAUAAUGACGCUGCGUGAAGUUUAGAAAUCAACGAGAAGUUGUAUCAGAUGUUCUAGGUGAAAAAGAAUAGUCUGUCUCGUGCACUAGAUACGUUCCUUUACUCCGUUACAUUGUGAAAUGUGUUUUACGACUAACAUUGAUACGAUUGGCUGUUUAUCGUACUAAUCAAAGAGCAAAUUAUAUUCUUUUUGCUAUAAUAAAUGUGUCCUAGGUAACAAACUAUUUCCUGCAGUGGUUUUUUUUUAUCUCCCUUACCCUGUUGACUGCGAUACGAUUAUUACAGUGUUUAAACUCCUGUCUUGCUGACCGUGAUAGGAUGAUUACAGUGCCCUGUGUUCUAUGUAACAAAAGUUACGAUACAGUGUUUAUAGUCCUGUCUUGCUGACCGUGAGAUUGGUAUAGUGUCCUGUGUGGCAAGGUGUUUAUCACCUUGUCUUGUGGACUGUGAUAUGAUUUAAGUUCAACAAGUACUGGACCAUUCAGUUUUCGGUGGUUUGUGAUUAACAUGCGAAUAAUAAAAUAUGGAUCACAGUAUAAUCAAAGUGUGAAUUCUGAAUAAUAAUAAACAAGCAAUGUAAAGAAAAUGUGACCUAAUCUGGAAAUCUGAAUAUUGUGUUCUCAUCAUGGAUCCUGGUUUGACGAUGGUGAUGUGUGCUGUGUUGUUGACGAAGAUGGUGACCAUUGCAGAGUUCAAUGAAACAGAUUAUGAAGAAGAAUUGGAUAGUGUUGAACCAGUGUUUCUGAGUUCUGUAGACAAUAUAACAGUGAGAGAAGGUGGUUUGGCUAUUUUACCAUGUUCAGUUCAGAACCUCGGCACCAGACAGGUGGCUUGGAGAAGACUGGAUAAUGAUCAUUUCUUAACAAUUGGAACAUUAACAUGGGUAAAAGACUUGAACAUCCAAGUAGAGCACAGAAUACUGGGCGAUAUAUCUAUUUGGGACUUGUUAAUCAAGCAUGUUAGAACCGAUCAUGAAGGUUUAUAUGAAUGCCAAGUGACAUCAGUGAAUAGAUAUGUACGUCACAUAGCACUGCACGUGCAAGCGAUAGUAGUGAAGGGGAGACAACUCGUUGAAAAAGGUGACGAACUGAAACUGGUUUGUAAUACCACCGGGAAAUUCCGAAUGCCUGAUGACGUUAACUGGUACAAAGAUGGUCAACCAAUUAAUUCUUCUAGAUUUAGUCACGUUGUUGUAACGAACUAUCGGUCAUUAGGGUCAAGGACGUUAGUGAGUGUUUUAAGUGUGAAUAGGUCAAGGACAUCUGAUAGCGGCGAAUACAUAUGUAGAAGUUCAUUGGCUGAAAUUGAUAGUAUAAAUGUCACGGUACAAACAGCGGACAUGCCUAAUGUUAAAAGAGGUAUUCAAGGUGUACAGGGUGUAUUCAGACCAAUCAGCAAACUCUCUAACAGUGUACCCACAUCAUAUUCUCUUCAAUAUAACAUCUGUUUCGUCAUAAUCAGUUUUGUGGUCAGAUGAAUUAUUCAAUUAUGAAACAAAUUUAAAUGUGAUUGUGGAAAGUGAAUCUUAAAAUUACAUUUGUGACGUACGAAACUAUUCAUUUCUUUGCUUUGUGUGGUUGCUACAUUAUUUUCUGAACUCGGGUGGAAAUGGACCUAAUCUUUUAUAAAUAAACCCAAGAUCUCCAUAGAGAGGAGUGUCAAACAAUGAUUGUCGUCAUAUUUGAAAGGAUAUUGUGUCGAAUAAUCAAUGUUUUGAUAUUUAAAGGAGUGUCGACAUAGUUAAAGGAGUGUCGUCAUAUUUAAAGGAAGCCAUAUUGAAAGGAAUGUCACAUAAUCAAUGACGUCAUAUUUAAAAGAUUGUUGCGUCAAUGGUGUGCUUUAAACUAAAGCAGUGUCGCACAAACGGCACAUUGAAAGGUGUGUCACAUAAUCGAUGGGGUCGUAAUCAAAGACUUUGACCCAUAAUCCGUGACGUCACAUUGAAAGAAAUGUCACAUCAUCAUUGACAUCAUAUUAAAGGGAUGUUACGUAAUCAUUGAUAUCAUAGUUAAUGGCGUUAAGUCACAUUCGUUUGGCAAUGGCUUGAUAUGUUACUUACUAGUCAUUUCCGCGCUUUCCUGUAAUCAGGAAAUAACCUUUGAUGUAUUAGGCAUUGAUGUUUUAACCACCAUAACAGCUCUCGUUUAUAAUGAGAAGUAACGAGACAACGUAAUUAACUCGUAUGAUUGCUUCUUUUAUGUUGACCGAAGGGAUUUGCUCGAAGUCAAACAUUUGACAAAUUUAAAUAAAAAUGUAUUUUUUCUGGUAUUAGUAUGAAUUGUCGAGAUUUUGGUGAUGCAAAUCUACAACACAAAAACAAUGAAAAAGUUUCUUAAAGGAAUGUGAAAUGUGUGUGUGUGUGUGUUUGUGCAUCGGUCCUCGCAUUCAUGUGUGUGGGUGAACCUGGUCUCACAUUAAUUUGUGGGUGUACGAGCUGUCUCGUAUUUAUAUGUGUGUGUGUACCUGAUAUCGAAUUAAUGCGUGCGUGUACCUGUCUCGCAUUAAUGUGUGGCUGUACGUGCGGUCUCGCAUUAAUAUGUGUGUGUACCUGGUCUCGCAUUAAUAAUGAAGCAUAUUAGUCGGUUAUGGUACAAUCUUAUUGCCUUGUCUAACAAAAUAUGAGAAGCCUAUUUAAAUUUCAUUUUGUCUUUUAUUUUAACGUGGACAGAUAGGCUCUUUUAAGAUUACUGAACGGAAUAGAAAUUUCCAUUUCUUGUGUUUGGUUCUGUUUAUAUGUAUACGUUCUGAUCGUUAAACGUUUACUUUAGUUGGAAAGGUUAGUUCAAUCACAUGCUUAAAAUGACGUCAGAAAGGAAGUGACGUAGGAGUGAAUCUGAAAUAUUACCUUACUGUAAAUGACGACAGGCUUUUUUCCUACGUCACUGCGCUAUUCUGAAUUCAGGAAAGGACUGACGUAGGAGCGAUUCUGACGUAUUAAAUAAUAUCUUGCUUUAAAUGACGUUGUCCCUACGCCGUGCCGCUAUUUCGACUUCAGAAAAGGUGUGACGUAAGGCCGAAUGUGACGUAUUAGAGAAUACUAUCCAGUGUACGUUUUGAAAGGAUGGUAGAGACGGGACAACGUGCUCUAAAUGACGUCAAGCUGGUUCUAACGUCACGACGCUAUUCUCACAUGUAUACGUUUUAGCAUAUUUGUGAUUAUCGAUAUUAAUCGAUGCAGAUCCGACAAUAAUUUGCCAACAGUUAUCUGUUAGAUAUCCAUACAUUUAUUGUAUUUUUUAUUUUAGUACCUGAGUGAUUUAAUAAAUAAAUAAAUGUAACACUUAAAACUUUCCUUUUUUUUGCUGUCUCUCAAGACAAAAAGUGAAAGAAUUUAUCCAGAUGAUUUACGACUUGCGGGAGUUAUGAACUCUAAUUUAGCCGUAAUCACCGAGCAUUGAUUUAUUCACUAAACUUUCUGUUACGAUAAAAUAGCCACGUCUGAUAUUUAGCAGUUUAUGCAAAAACAACACGUAAACAUCGUGCUUAACAGUUCACGGUUUAUUAUGUGAUAAUAGUGUUUAUAAUCUUGUUCACAUUUAUAUGUAAAUAUUAAUUAUCUUGCACUAAAACAUAGAA
This is a messenger RNA of Patella vulgata (common limpet), 4000 nucleotides long. Its product is annotated as hemicentin-2. The coding region runs from base 1050 to 1901 and encodes 283 amino acids. Gene Ontology annotation, cellular component: neuron projection membrane. NCBI's taxonomy places the organism in Eukaryota, Metazoa, Mollusca, Gastropoda, Patellidae. The record is from RefSeq and is a predicted model, not a curated record. The transcript is spliced from 7 exons. Gene Ontology annotation, biological process: synapse organization.